This is a messenger RNA of Sarcophilus harrisii (Tasmanian devil), 9578 nucleotides long. RefSeq names its product DCC netrin 1 receptor (gene DCC). The coding region runs from base 477 to 4775 and encodes 1432 amino acids. The transcript has 29 exons. Gene Ontology annotation, cellular component: membrane. NCBI's taxonomy places the organism in Eukaryota, Metazoa, Chordata, Mammalia, Dasyuromorphia, Dasyuridae. Gene Ontology annotation, molecular function: protein binding. The record is from RefSeq and is a predicted model, not a curated record. Gene Ontology annotation, biological process: cell-cell adhesion.
AGAAAAUCAUCAUCACCAUCUAUUUGGUAGAUUUUUGUUUUUCAACUUUACACAGCCGAAGACAUGGAACCAGGCUCAACCUUUUAAUUCACAUCUCAGCCAAAGGAUUGUUGAUUUUUUUGGAGGGGUGUUUUUUUUUUCCUUCUUCUCUUCAGGAUAUGCCUGUUUAUUGAUGAUCCGCAAGCAUCGGAGAAAGCUUCCUCCUCCCUUCUUCCCCCCUCCUUUCCCUUGAGUUAGUUUUCUGGGGCUUGGGGGCUCCGGGACUGGAUGGAACUUUUUUCUUCCCCUUUUUGAUAAUCUUGUCUGUGCACGAGAAAGGGGACUCAGGAGCAAGAGGAGCAGGAGGUGGUGGUGGAAGAGGAGGAGGCAGAAGGGGCUCAGUGCGUGUGUAUGCAUGAGUGUAUGCGUGUGUGAGUGUAUGUGUGUGAGUGUUGUUGGUGCCCGGGACCAAAAUCUCCGUAGGUGUUGGCUGAAAUAUGGAGAAUAGUCUUGGAUGUGUUUGGGUACCAAAGCUGGCUUUUGUACUCUUCGGGGCUUCCCUGCUCAGCUUGCAUCUUCAAGUCACCGGUUCCCAGAUUAAGAGUUUUACCUCCCUUCGGUUCCUGUCAGAGCCUUCUGAUGCUGUCACUAUGCGAGGAGGUAAUGUGCUUCUGAACUGUUCAGCAGAGUCAGACAAAGGAUCUCCAGUUAUCAAGUGGAAAAAGGAUGGUGUCCACUUAGCCCUAGCAAUGGAUGAACGGAAACAGCAACUGCCAAAUGGUUCCCUGUUAAUACAAAAUAUAGUCCACUCCAGGCACCAUAAACCAGAUGAGGGUCUGUACCAAUGUGAAGCAUCAUUAGGAGAUUACGGGGCAAUCGUCAGUCGAACAGCUAAAGUUUCAGUAGCAGGGCCAUUGCGAUUUCUUUCUCAAACGGAAUCUGUCACAGCCUUCAUGGGGGAUACGGUAUUACUAAAAUGUGAGGUUGUAGGGGAGCCUAUGCCAACAAUUCAUUGGCAGAAGAACCAAGAAGACUUGAUUUUGAGUCCUGGUGAUUCUCGGAUAGUUAUAUUGCCCUCCGGAGCUUUACAGAUUAGUAGACUUCAACCAGGAGACAAUGGAAUCUAUCGAUGCCAUGCCAGAAACCCAGCUAGCUCAAGAACUGGAAAUGAAGCAGAAAUUAGAAUUUUAUCAGAUCCAGGUUUACACAGACAACAGUUUUUCCUGCAGAGACCUUCCAAUGUGGUAGCUAUCGAAGGAAAAGAUGCCAUUCUAGAGUGUUGUGUUUCUGGGUAUCCUCCACCGAGUUUUACCUGGAUUCGAGGAGAGGAAGUGAUCCAAGUCAGGUCCAGAAAGUAUUCUUUAUUAGGUGGCAGCAACUUACUUAUUUCCAAUGUGACAGAUGAUGAUACUGGGACAUACACUUGUGUUGUCACCUACAAAAAUGAGAACAUCACUGCCUCCGCAGAGCUCACGGUAUUGGUUCCACCAUGGUUUUUAAUUCAUCCUUCAAAUCUCUAUGCCUAUGAGAGUAUGGACAUUGAGUUUGAGUGUGCUGUCUCGGGAAAGCCUGUGCCUACAGUGAACUGGAUGAAGAAUGGAGAUGUGGUCAUACCUAGUGAUUAUUUUCAGAUAGUGGGUGGCAGCAAUUUGCGAAUCCUUGGAGUAGUCAAGUCGGAUGAAGGUUUUUAUCAAUGUGUAGCUGAGAAUGAUGCUGGGAAUACACAGACCAGUGCCCAGCUAAUCAUCCCUGAACCUGCUAUCCCAAGUUCCAGUGUCCUCCCCUCUGCUCCCCGAGAUGUGGUCCCUGUCUUGGUUUCCAGUCGCUUUGUUCGUCUCAGCUGGCGUCCACCCGCAGAAGCAAGAGGGAAUGUUCAAGCUUUCUCCGUCUUCUUUUCCAGAGAAGGUGACAACAGGGAGCGAGCAUUGAAUACAUCCCAGCCUGGGUCCCUUCAACUUACUGUGGGAAACUUGAAGCCAGAAGCAACUUACACGUUCCGAGUUGUGGCCUAUAAUGAACGGGGACCAGGGGAGAGUUCUCAUCCUAUUAAGGUGGCCACCCAGCCUGAAUUACAAGUGCCAGGGCCAGUCGAAAAUCUGCAAGCUAUAUCUACCUCACCUACCUCAAUUCUUAUUUCCUGGGAACCCCCUGCCUAUGCAAAUGGUCCAGUCCAAGGUUACAGAUUGUUCUGCACUGAGGCUUCUACUGGAAAAGAACAGAAUAUAGAAGUUGAUGGACUGUCUUACAAGCUAGAAGGGUUGAAAAAAUUUACUGAGUAUACCCUUCGGUUUCUGGCUUAUAACCGAUAUGGGCCAGGGGUAUCCACCGAUGAUCUCACAGUUGUGACACUUUCUGAUGUGCCCAGUGCUGCACCUCAGAACAUCUCCUUGGAAGUGGUUAAUUCAAGGAGUAUCAAAGUGAGUUGGCUACCUCCACCACCAGGCAUGCAAAAUGGAUUUAUUACUGGUUAUAAAAUCCGACAUAGAAAGACAACCCGUCGAGGUGAGAUGGAAACACUAGAGCCAAACAACCUCUGGUACUUGUUCACAGGACUGGAAAAAGGAAGUCAAUACAGUUUUCAAGUAGCAGCCAUGACAGUCAAUGGUACUGGUCCUUCUUCAGACUGGUAUACAGCUGAGACACCAGAGAACGACCUUGAUGAGUCCCAGGUUCCUGAUCAACCAAGCUCUCUUCAUGUCAGACCUCUGACCACCAGCAUUGUAAUGAGUUGGACCCCUCCCCUCAACCCAAACAUUGUUGUCCGAGGGUACAUCAUUGGAUAUGGUGUGGGAAGCCCUUAUGCAGAGACAGUACGUGUGGACAGCAAGCAACGGUACUAUUCUAUUGAAAAGCUAGAGCCAAGUUCCCAUUAUGUAAUCUCCCUAAAAGCCUUUAAUAAUGCAGGAGAGGGAGUUCCUCUCUAUGAAAGUGCCACCACCAGAUCUAUGACAGAUCCCAUUGACCCAUUGGAAGCUGAUUUUUAUCCUUUACCUGAUGAUUUCCCUACCUCAGUCCCAGAUAUCUCCACCCCCAUGCUCCCACCAGUAGGUGUUCAGGCUGUUGCACUUACCCAUGAUGCCGUGAGGGUCAGCUGGGCAGACAACUCUGUCCCUAAGAAUCAAAAAACAACUGAAGUUCGGUUUUACACUGUCCGAUGGAGAACCAGCUUUUCUGCAAGUGCAAAAUAUAAGUCGGCAGAUAUAACAUCCCUGAGUCAUACAGCAACAGGCCUUAAACCCAACACUAUGUAUGAAUUCUCAGUCAUGGUAACCAAAGGUCAAAGAUCAAGUACGUGGAGUAUGACUGCCCACGCUACCACAUAUGAAGCAGCUCCAACUUCUGCACCCAAGGAUCUGACAGUCAUUACUCGGGAAGGGAAGCCUCGAGCUGUCAUUGUGAGCUGGCAGCCUCCUUUAGAAGCCAAUGGGAAAAUUACUGCUUACAUCCUCUUCUAUACUUUGGACAAAAAUACACCAAUUGAUGACUGGAUUAUGGAGUCAAUUAGUGGUGAUCGACUGACUCAUCAAAUUAUGGAUCUUAACCUUGACACUGUGUACUACUUUAGAAUUCAAGCCCGAAAUUCCAAAGGAGUGGGACCUCUCUCUGACCCCAUUGUUUUCAGAACAUUGAAAGUGGAGCACCCUGACAAAAUGGCUAAUGACCAAGGUCGCCAUGGAGAUGGAGGUUAUUGGCCAGUGGACACAAAUUUGAUAGAUAGAAGCACACUUAAUGAGCCACCAAUAGGACAGAUGCACCCCCCACAUGGCAGCGUCACUCCUCAGAAGAACAGCAAUUUGCUUGUGAUCAUUGUCGUCACUGUUGGGGUCAUCACAGUAUUGGUGGUGGUGAUUGUAGCUGUGAUAUGCACCAGACGGUCCUCAGCCCAGCAGAGAAAGAAACGAGCUACCCAUAGUGCUGGCAAAAGGAAGGGAAGUCAGAAAGACCUACGGCCCCCUGAUCUUUGGAUUCAUCAUGAAGAAAUGGAGAUGAAGAAUAUUGAAAAACCAUCUGGCUCAGAUCCUGCAGGAAGGGACUCACCCAUUCAGGGUUGCCAGGACAUCACACCAGUCAGCCACAGCCAAUCAGAAACACAGCUGGGAAGCAAAAGCACUUCCCAUUCAGACUACACUUGUGCCCGAGAGCUACUUAGGGCCAAACUGAUGAUUCCAAUGGAUUCCCAGCCAAACAAUCCCACUGUUGUUAGUGCCAUCCCAGUGCCAACACUAGAAAGUGCCCAGUAUCCAGGAAUCUUGCCAUCUCCAACAUGUGGAUAUCCCCAUCCCCAGUUUACUCUCCGGCCUGUGCCAUUUCCAACUCUUGCUGUUGAUCGAGGCUUCGGAACAGGAAGAACGGUUAGUGAAGGACCAACUCCCCAGCAACCACCCAUGUUGCCCCAGACACAGCCUGAGCAUCCCAGCAAUGAGGAAGCUCCAAGUAGGACUAUCCCCACAGCCUGUGUUCGACCCACUCAUCCACUCCGCAGCUUUGCUAAUCCCUUGCUACCUCCACCAAUGAGUACAAUAGAACCAAAAGUCCCUUACACACCACUUUUGUCUCAAACAGGUCCUACCCUGACCAAGGCUCAUGUGAAAACAGCUUCCCUCGGAUUAGCAGGAAAGGCCAGGUCUCCCUUGCUUCCAGUGUCAGUACCCACAGCCCCUGAAGUGUCUGAAGAAGGUCAUAAACAGCCAGAGGAUCCAGCCAAUGUAUAUGAGCAGGAUGAUUUGAGUGAACAAAUGGCAAGUUUGGAAGGGCUAAUGAAGCAACUCAAUGCCAUCACAGGCUCAGCCUUCUAAAACUUGAGAAUUCAGGAGGUGGAUUAUCCAGGACAAUGCAGCAUAUCAGGAUUUCAUUCACAGAAACGAUGUGCCCACAAACACCUGCACACACAAAACACAUCACCUGAUCCCCAGUACUGUCUAGUUAAAGGAAUAUCCUCAAGUGGUCUGGAGAGGUACCUGUCACCCAUGUAAUGCCCAUUGUGCAUCUCAAAGUUCUCAAAGACAACGCCAAGAUCAACAACCAAGGAGUGUCUUGCAGCAAGGUCAAAGUUAAAGUCUCUGGAGUACUUCUAGCCCUUGGCUUUGAGCCGCGAGCCACAAAGACUUCAUUCCCAUAAAUAAUGCAUCUGUUUCCUGUAAUCUGGGCCUGCAAUUCUGUAGGGUUUCUUUUUUUUUUUUUUUUUUAAUAUGUCAGUCUAGUUUUACAACAUACAAGUGCAUUAUUUAAACCUGUUCCAUGUCACCAUAAAAUCAGCGGAGAUCACUUGUCUUUUACUUUCAACCACAAAGCACCCUUGGGAAAUUCUCACUAUACAGCACCAAAGGAUUGGAUGUAUUCCCCAACAGCACAACAAAAAAAAAAAUAAACAAAAACAAAAGAGACAGUGAAUGCCUAUUGUUUUAUAACUCAGUCAUUCAUCUUGCACAAGUGGUGGGUAUUAGCAAGUGGCUGUAAAAAUUCACCCGAUUUCCUCAAGUAUUUGUAUAUCUACUCUUGGUUAGCAUUUAUGUCUGGAGAACAGAGAAUAGAAACAUAAAAAAUCUGCAAUGGGUGGCAUCCUGCCAGGUAUAGUACGUUUUUGGAACGAGGAUACAAUAUGCAAUCUUCUCAGACACACGGUAAUUAUGAGCUUAAGCUUGUAACAGAACACUUUUCAACAUGGGUGGCGACGGGGCCAUUCCACACUGUGAUGACAUUUCAAAGCUUCCCCAAGGCCAUCCUCCUCCAGACCCCCAGGCAGGACUGAAGUUCCUCCCUCUUCCCCAGAGACUCCGUCCUCCCCAAGAGAUGGCUGACUUCACACUUUGCCUGGCAAGCAUACCGGAGAUCUCUGCACUUCUUCCAGAAACAGCAAACUUCUGAAGUGCAGACCAGAAGGAAGCAAAGGCAGAGUUCUUCCCUCAAGAAGACUGCCUCCUUGGGCCCUUCCUGACUCUCCUGACAGGUCCUGGAAACAACUGGCCCUGGACGCGCAGUGGCUACUGGUGACCGCUGGGGCCUGUGGCGGAGGUGAUCUCCAUGCCGUCAGGGAGGGAAAGGCCCCAUUUGACACUUAUGAAACUUCAUAAAUCCAAUGGAAGCUUUUCAAAGUUGUGUCUCAUGAUUCAGGAAGUGUUUCCAAGUGGCAUCUUCAUUCUCUGCUAGAAUUUUAACUUUAUAUUACCGUGUUUAUCGACAACUCUUAACUGGUUGAAUUAAGAACAUUUUGUGUGUACACUUUCAGUUGCUGAAUUUUCAGCCAGCAUUCAGAGUUAAUCCCUGUUUAUGCAGCUGAAUCACCAAAAGGGAGCUAAUUUGCAUAUUUAUCAGUUAGGAGACUGCAAAACCCAAUAAGAAAGUUUCAGCUGAAUUAUUCCAUUCAGCUCUGCCUUUGAUUUCAAGCUUGAGUGGGUCAUAAUUUUAAAAGAGCAUGGAAGGGAUAGGAUCUUUACAACCUAAUAGCUCCUUUUAUUAGGUGGGUAAUUAUAUACGAAUCCCUGAAUGAAAUAUUUUGAGCAAAAUGGCAAUGUAACAGAAGUAAUAAUUCAGAUUAUUUUUUUACAGUUUUACGUCAGGAAGGAAAUCUGAUAUCAAAAAGAGAGCUCAUUCAAAUCAUUUAUUAGAAAAUCUAAUCCAUUUGUGAAAUUGUUCCUUCAACAAGAAUGCUGGUUGUUUUUCAAUUUGCUAAAAUUUUAUUUAAGACCUUCUUAAGAAUUAUGUACUAUUACCUUUUGCGAGGGCAUUUGAUCCUAUUUUUGUUGGACAUCAAGGGUAUUUGGGAAUCUGGAAUUCUGGCCCUUUGGAAUGGGGCCUUCCCUAUGCUAGCAUUCAACCAAUCCCUUUAGAAUCAACCAACCCACUUUGAUAUAAAGAUAAUAAUCAUAACCCUAUUUUGUCCUCAAUCAAGUCCCUCAUUGCCCAGCGACAGUCUUCCUUACUUUUAAAGUCAUAGCAUAGCAGCAUGGCCUUAAAGGUACCCAAUCCCCCCCAAUGAUGUCCUAAGUCUUCAAGAUUUGUUUGGUUCCUACAUCUAAAAUCCAAGGCAUUUAGCUUUCUACUAUGUCAGAUGAGCAUAGGCAGUUCUAGAGAACUGGCUAGCAUUUUCAUAAAAAUUCUCACUACUUCCAAUCCAGGCUAAUCAUCUUUGGAAUAUGAGAUGGAAAUGUUAGAACAAUUCAGAUCUUUUUGAUUUGGUUUUGGAUGAGUUCUGGAUAUGGGAGACAGUUUGGAGAAUUUGUUUCAGAGGCCUUGUGUUUUCUAAAUGUUCUUGGUUAUUGUUCAUUAUUUUUAAACGUUAAAAUGUUUUUGUGGUAGUGGUAAAGUCUCACUAAACAGUGGUAAAAUAAGUGUCCGUGCCAGGCCUUAGUGUAGAGGACAAGUCAAAGAGUCUAACCAUGAGAUACAAGUUCUUUAAACCCCAAAUCCAUAUGGCUGAUGUAGCAUAAGUAGAACUGUGGUUCCCCAAACCAUUCCUGGAAGGCUACAGCUUACCUACUCAGGGUUUUCAGGUAACUCUUUAAUUUUCCCAGUCCCCUAAUCUCUUGACAAGAAGUAACCUGUGAAUGGUGGAAGUGACCUCUGUUUUGCUCCAGCUCCCAGUUGAGUUUAGGCAGUGUCAGAUUUUUCAAACUCAUAAAUCUCUGAGUCCCAUAGGGUUCCACUUGACAGCUAAACCAGAUACUCCAGCACUGGGAUUUAAAUACAACUUGGCAAUAUGCCCUCUGACCCCACAUUCACAGAAGCCAAACUAUCAGGCAAGCACCUAUUUCUGAGGAGAAGAGUUAUUUUCGUUUCUUUCUUUUUUUUUUUAAAACAGAUAGGAAAGUUUUUUUUUUCCCAAGAAACUUUUAUUUCUUGGGAAAAACAAAUAUAGAGAGCUCAAAAUGAGUAAAGUACAUUUCAGUGGUAUGGUAGCCAAAAGUUAAAUAGUUCUUUGUAACAUACAUUCAAUAACUACCAAGCAGUAGUAUUUCUGUUCAUGUAACAGAAACAUGUUACUGACAUUUUUAAAGUACUUCAUCUUUAAGCAACAAUCAGUUAUGCACCAUAACUUUAAACCCUAAUAAAUUUGAGAAAAACAAAUCAGCUUAGGAUCCUAAGAGGUGAAUUAUAAUGGUAUAUUGUCUUGUGGUGGGAAUGGAAUCUGCUAGUCCCUUUAAGUAAAUUGUAAUUCAUAUUAAUGGGCUAUUUGGUGGCUUGCCCAGGUGGAAACAAAUGGAAUUUUAAACUUCAUGACAAUAACCACUUAGCUUGGAUUCAGAGUUCAUAGUCAAUAUCCAGGACCAUAGAAAUUGAUUCUUGCUUUGCCAAUCAAGGACCCCCACUAUAGGGGAUCCACUGAGCCUGCCCAGGAGACUACUAACAGCUUAUUCUUGAUAUUGGCUCAUUAGGUUGGAUUCAACUGAAUGAGCUUCCAAAAAUCUUGCUAUAACUUAAUAGAGGAGUUUUUAGAUGGCAACUGGGUUGCAAUUCCCAGAAAACCAUUCUGCCUCCCAAGUCCUGCCUGAAUAAAAAAGUAGUCCAGACUUAGCAUUCCCUGAAGUGUGUCUGCUUGUACUUUAUGAACAAGUCAGGAAAACAAAGACAGUGCAUAGCCUCUCAGCUGUGUCCAUAUGUUUUUGUAUUUUCUUUUUUCUCUCUCUCUUUUUUUUUUUUGUUGUUUUACAACAAAAAUCAACCUUCAUGAGCUUCCAAACAGAUAUGAAGCUGGGGCUAAUUCCCUGCUUUUGUCCUAAAUCAUAUCAUGAAUUCCCCAUUACUGAGAUGCCCAAAUUAGUAUUCUGCCUCUGCCUACUUAGGCCAGUGCUAAAGAGAGCUCACAAAAUAGUAGAGACCCAAAGCAGUUUAUGAAAUCAAAUCUGCACAAGAAUUCCUUUGUUGUCAUUUCUAGAACAAUGUGUCGCAUAGCUAUUUACAGUUGGUAUUACUACAGUGACUUUCAAGAGUGACUUUUAUAUUGCACUGGAAACCUUUCAUCCAUUGAGUCCAAUAUUAAAGUCUCAAAUGUAAUACUUUGGAAAGUCACAGGUAGGGCACCCAGUGCUGUCAUAUUCCAUUGCAUCCCAAAGCACUUGUAUCCAUGGAUCAAAAUACUUUGUUAUCCAAAUAUUCAAUUUCAAAAGGUAUUGCUUCUAAAAUGGAGUGCCCAGGUAUUCUGUGCUGAGUGAAGCUAUACAGGAGACAAAGCCUCUGCUCAAAAAAAGCAAUUCAAUAUUAUUACUUCCGUUCUGGGAUCUCUUAUGUCUCCAUCACUGGUGACUAAUAUUUGCCAGGUCUGACUUCUGCGUGUGCUCUCGGAAGGCUUUCUCUCCCCUUGCUCUCAGUAGAAACCAUUCAUUUAAGCAUUGUCAUUUCAUUUUGUUUCAUUUUACUUUUGGCUGGACUGGAGAGCAGCAAGCACAGACAGCCUAAUGUCAUGAGCAAAAUGUCAUGGGGCUGAUGGAUCUCACUGUAUGCUGUACAUGUACUUUCAAAUGCAAGCAAGCAAUGUUGGGGGGGAGGAGGAGGAGGAGGAAAUAGAGGAGGAAGAGGAAGAAGAAAAGGAGAAGGAGCAAGGUUGUUUUUAUUAUUGUAAGGUAGAGCUGACAAUUCUGACCUUUGUGAAUUGUCACCUUGUU